AUGAAAAAAGGUCGCCUGACGCAGGCAUUUGAACGAAAUCAUGAACUGUUUUAUAACAAUAUAUCUGAUCAGCAAAUACCAGUCAUACUGUAUGUUGGCCAUUGUGAAGAAGACGAUCCACUGGAUACAUGGAUCAAAGAGCAAGUUAGUGCUGAUUCUUUGAAAUUAUAUAAUUUUUGUCAGAUUAUAUGUGAUACAGCUACUGCUCUUCAAACUGGAAAAGUUUGA
This is a messenger RNA of Didymodactylos carnosus, 228 nucleotides long. The record is from the annotation of a GenBank genome assembly. NCBI's taxonomy places the organism in Eukaryota, Metazoa, Rotifera, Eurotatoria, Philodinida, Philodinidae.